Colletes gigas is the source of this 898-nucleotide messenger RNA. Its product is annotated as transmembrane protein 170A. Lineage: Eukaryota; Metazoa; Arthropoda; Insecta; Hymenoptera; Colletidae. The transcript is spliced from 4 exons. The record is from RefSeq and is a predicted model, not a curated record. The coding region runs from base 324 to 719 and encodes 131 amino acids.
AACUGUUAUGUUUUCGAUUUUAAAAAAUAUUUAAGUAUGGUUAUAGAAUGUUAUAUACGCGUAGAGUUUCCUAUUAAAUGUUUAAGGGAUACCGAUCAAUAUGGAUAUUUGUAAAUUGCUGUGACAUCAAAAAUCUAAGAUGAAAAUAUCUUCUUCAUCAUUGCCACUGUGCACAAAAUUUUAUCUUCUACGAAAUCUUACAUGUCUAUAGACACGAAUAGAUAAUAUUAAAAUAACUUGAUAAGUUUCCUUAGUGUCGCAUGGAUGUGCACAAAAAUAUUAAUGUAGAAGUAAUAGGUUAAAGUAGUUCUGAGAUAUUUAUUAUGGAAUUGCAAACAGACAUUUCUAUUUUGCGGCCGCCAGUUAAUUUUAGAAAUACAGGCAAUGUAUUUUAUACACCUCUCACUUCGUUCGCUGAAAUGUGGUAUCAAAUAUUUUUAUGGGCCCUAUUUUCUUCCAUUUUUGUUCAUACCAUAGCUGGUGCAAUCUGUUUUGCUACAUUACGGCAACAUAAAUAUGGAAAAUUCUUCCCAUUGCUCAUUAUAAUAAUGGGUGUAUUAUUACCACUAACAUCGGGAGUUCUUAGCUCCGCUGCAGUUGCUUUUGUAUAUAGAGCAUCACGUUAUCCACUGCCACCAUUAUAUGCGUUAUUCUGGGGUAUCGGGCAGACUGUUGUGGCAGGAUGUGUUGGAUUUACAAGAAUUUUAGCUACUUUAUAGUGCAAAACAACUCACAAAUUAUAUACAAGACAUAUGAUUAGUAAGAAAUGUUGUAUGUAUGAUGAGCAUUUUAAAAAAAGCAAGUGAAUACUAUUUUGUAUUAAUCGAUGUUACUGAUAAAUAAUUGCGUGUAUGGAAACUUGUACAUAUGUAGAUAUACCAGGUGAAUCAUGUAACUU